AUGAUUGAAGUCUUUAAAAAGCAUUUUUAUGCUACAAAAGUAAUAUUUUUGUCAGGAAAUUUGAAUCAAAAUGUUCCAGAAACUUCAUCGCAACAUCCUCCGAUCAAUUUCCGAUCAAACGAUCAAUUUCUCCUCAUAAAGUACGUGUGGCCGAAGGAGAUGUACGACAUCGACGCCAUGGUCACAAACACAAAUGGCGAUAAAAUUGUCGAUGUCGUACAUCCCAAAGUGAUGGCUUUGAAAAUGGCUUUGGCAAAUACACGAAAUAAUAUCAGCGACAUCCCAGAAGGCAAAAUAAAAAUUAAAUUACCAGUUAAUGUAAUUAAAGAAACUGCGACUCAUAUGACAAAUAUGAUGGCGACAGGUUCAAAAGUAAUGUUUUUGGAGUAUAAAACCGAUCGUAAUGAUUACGGUUUGUUAGCUUUACUGCGAAAAUUGCGAUCGAAUCCGGACAAGGAGCUGCGAAUAUUGCUACUUGGCUUAGAUAAUGCCGGCAAAACAACUAUUCUGAAGCAGUUGGCAGCGGAAGAAAUUACACAAGUGACUCCAACGGCAGGCUUCAACAUAAAAUCCGUCGUUUCAGAGGGCUUCAAACUCAACGUGUGGGACAUUGGGGGCCAAAGUAAAAUUCGUCCGUACUGGAAAAACUACUUUGAAAACACAGAUGUCCUCAUUUACGUCAUCGACUCGAGCGAUCGGAAGCGUUUGCAGGAAACGGGCGACGAAUUGACCGAGUUGCUGCAGGAUGAAAAGUUGAAGGGAUGUCCAUUACUCGUGUUUGCCAACAAACAAGAUGUCUCGAAUUGCUUAAAGGCCUCCGAGGUGGCCGAGUGUUUGGGUCUGGUGAAGCUCAAGGAACGCACGUGGCAGAUUCAGGGCUGCUCGGCUGUCAAUGCGACGGGCAUCAAAGACGGCAUGGACUGGGUUUGUAAGAGCAUCAAGAAAAAGUAG
Messenger RNA from Culicoides brevitarsis, 951 nucleotides. Its product is annotated as ADP-ribosylation factor-like protein 3. Gene Ontology annotation, cellular component: cytoplasm; microtubule cytoskeleton. NCBI's taxonomy places the organism in Eukaryota, Metazoa, Arthropoda, Insecta, Diptera, Ceratopogonidae. Gene Ontology annotation, molecular function: GTPase activity; GTP binding. Gene Ontology annotation, biological process: cilium assembly. The transcript is spliced from 3 exons. The record is from RefSeq and is a predicted model, not a curated record. Bases 1 to 951 code for a protein of 316 amino acids.